Molecule: messenger RNA, 2418 nt
Organism: Impatiens glandulifera
Lineage: Eukaryota; Viridiplantae; Streptophyta; Magnoliopsida; Ericales; Balsaminaceae
Product: U-box domain-containing protein 35-like
Exons: 7
Coding region: 1-2418 (805 amino acids)
Biological process (GO): protein phosphorylation
Molecular function (GO): protein kinase activity; ATP binding
Source: RefSeq, a predicted model, not a curated record
AUGGAUGGUAGAGAGAAUAAUAAGGAAAUGAGUAACAACAAAUUGGUGGCUGUAGCUGUAGACAAAGAUAAUAAAGGGUGCCAGAUUGCCCUAAAAUGGGCCAUAGAUAAUAUCCUUAUCAAGGGCCAAACACUCGUCUUGAUUCAUGUCAAUUCCUCCAAAUCACAAGGUCACACACAUUUCAAAUUACCUUUUAUUAAAAAUCAUUCAUUCAAUUCAAUUCUAUUCUAUUCUAUUGCAACAGGAGGAGUACAACCAAACAAUCAUGCUUCUUCUGAUCAAGAACAUUAUGUCAAAGAAUUCUUCCUUCCAUUCCGCUGUUUCUGCACCAGAAAAGAGAUCAAAUGCUUCGAAGUUAUGCUUCAUGAUACCGAUGUAACCAAAGCAUUAGUAGAAUAUGUUGCUCAAUCCGCCAUUGAUGUUCUUGUCAUGGGUGCUACAUCCAAAGGCGGCAUUCUCAGGUUCAAGUCCACUGAUGUUCCAAGUAGUGUAUCUAAGAAUUGCCCAGAUUUCUGCACCGCAUAUGUCAUCUCAAAAGGGAAGAUUUCAUCCACUCGGGCAGCCUCUCGAACCGCCCCUCAAGUCUCCCAACUUCGCAGUCAAAUCCUCAAUCAAUCCUCCGAACAAUCCAAUUCUUCCGCCAGCUUAAGUUCUUCGAGAUCACAUUCUCAGACUCUGGCAAAUAAUAUGAUAAUUGAUGGACCCAUAAAGUCGAUCUUCACCCAUCGGAAGGAUGCAAAUUCGAGGUCAUAUGGAGGAGGAGGAGAGUUCUCUGAUUUCGGAACAUCGAUGACAUCCAGCUCCAGCCGAUCAAAUACAGAGAUCUCUUUUGUUUCCGGACGUGAUAGCUUUGAAAGCAAUAGGAUGCCUACUACAUCUUUCAUUUCAAACAUGUCAGAUGACGAUGCAAGAGAAAGCUUUGAAUCUUUCAAUCAUGGACGGAAAUCAACUGAAUCCAUGACGCAUAAACACACUCAAUCCUUCGAUGAUAGUGAGAGCGACGUAUCACCUUCAUCAUCGCAAGAAGUUGACGAUGUUGAUAUUGAAAUGAGAAGGUUGAAACAACAACUGAAGCAAACCAUGGAGAUGUACAGUUCGGCAUGCAAAGAAGCACUGACGGCUAAACAGAAGACGAAGGAGCUUCAACGUUGGAAAACUGACGAGCAACAAAAGAUGGUAGAGAUGAGAUCAGCCGAGGAUGCCGCAUUGGCGAUGGUCGAAAGGGAAAAGGAGAAAUCUAAAGCCGCCAUUGAACAUGCCGAAGCAGCUCAGAGGAUCGCGGAAAUCGAAGCGCAUAAGAGAAUAAACGCUGAAAUGAAACUGCUUAAAGAAGCUGAGGAGAAGAACAAAAUGAUUAGCAGAUUGAAUCAGACAGACAUACGUUAUAGGAAAUACUCGAUCGAGGAUAUAGAGAAAUCUUCAAAUUUCUUCUCCGAUUCAUUGAAGAUCGGCGAAGGCGGUUAUGGUCCUGUAUAUAAGUGCAUGCUCGAUCACACGCCUACAGCGGUUAAAGUCCUUCGUCCUGAUGCAGCUCAAGGAAGAUCACAAUUUCAGCGCGAGAUUGAAGUGCUAAGCUGCAUAAGGCAUCCGCAUAUGGUUCUCCUCUUAGGAGCUUGUCCAGAAUACGGUUGUCUAGUUUACGAAUACAUGUCAAACGGAAGCUUAGAAGACAUUCUCUUUCGCAAACGAAACAAUCCACCUCUAACAUGGCAACAGAGAUUCAGAAUCGCAGCUGAAAUCGGAUCAGCCCUGCUGUUUCUCCACCAAGCAAAACCCGAACCGAUAGUUCAUCGCGAUCUAAAGCCAGGAAACAUCUUGCUGGAUCAGAACUACGUAAGCAAGAUCAGUGACGUAGGGUUAGCUAGGCUAGUCCCACCGUCAAUGGCAGAUAAUGUGACUCAAUACAGAAUGACAUCAACAGCUGGAACGUUUUGCUAUAUAGAUCCGGAGUAUCAACAAACAGGAAUGCUUGGAGUAAAAUCAGAUAUUUACUCGUUAGGGAUAAUGUUUCUACAGAUAAUUACAGCGAAAGCUCCGAUGGGACUUACUCAUCAAGUUGAAAGAGCCAUUGAGAAAGGGACUUUUGAACAGAUAUUGGAUCCGGAGGUGACGAAUUGGCCGGUUGAGGAGGCGCUGUUGUUUGCGAAGAUUUCACUACAGUGUGCAGAGUUGAGACGGAAAGAUAGGCCCGAUCUAAGCAAGGUUGUGAUGCCGGAGCUUGAAAGAUUGAGAGAUCUCAAAGAUAAUUCCGACGAGGACGCCGUGCCGUCGGUGUAUUCAGGAUUUAGUAGACGCAAGGAAGAAGACAGCAUGGGAUCUGCAGAUAACAGUCAAGUUUCUAUACCCAAUGAUGAAAUAAUGAGCCCAUUUAUGCGAUCUGGGUAUGACAGCUCGCAAUACAGCUCUAGCACAACGUAA